GUGUCUCUCUCUCACGAUAAUGAUGCUCUACUUCAGAGCAGGGUAUGAAUGCGAUGCAAUCGGCUUGGUUGGAUUAACACGAUAUGUGGAAGCUGGACACAAGGCACAGAACUAAUUUCGUCUAUAGAUCCAUAGGUCGCUGGAUUAGAUAGACGAAGCGCAGCUUGUGCGGGCUGAACAUACAUAUCUGGAAUUGACAACCAUAGCCAUAGCUAAGAAAGGGAUAUUUUCCCAUUGUAUCCGUGAUUCACUAAUACCUAGAUUCGUCAUCAUCAUCAUCAUUUUGCGCGAGAGCACCACCUUUGAAAAACCGACCCAAUGCGACGCGGCGUGUCCGAAGAACCACAGUCACACAUCAUUAUCCGUACAGCAGCUAUCCAGCAGCGCGCGCCUCAAAAUUGCCUUUGCAGUAGAUGCACACCUCACCCACAAAAGGAAAACAGCCCACACAUUCCUCCUCGCGCCGCUCAAGAGAUGCAACCAUCCAUCUCCAAACAAACUACAGUUCAGUCCGGUCUUCUGACUUGUAAAGUAAUCCCCGAGAAGAUCUUCGACCACCUUUCACUGCUGCUGAUGCCCUGCUCUGUACUUCCUCUGCCCUCUCUCGGGCUUUCUUUCCUUUCCGCUCCCACGGCACGCAUGGAAAAGGACAUUCAAUCAAUCAAUCCCUCGUCCCACUUCGUACCGCUCUUCCUCUUCUUCUCCCAAUACCGCCGCCGCUCCUCCUCCUCCUCCUCCCUUACCAUUGAUGCUCUGCUGUUGCCGAUACUGCCAUGAUGUCAAAACAGCCUUCUUUCGUGUCGAAAACUCGAUUCACAUAUGAAUAUCUCGUAGACCAGACAGGCAGACAGACAGAAAAGGGGGGAAUGAAUUGCGCCUCA
Dissoconium aciculare CBS 342.82 is the source of this 881-nucleotide messenger RNA. RefSeq lists its product as uncharacterized. The coding region runs from base 319 to 777 and encodes 152 amino acids. The record is from RefSeq and is a predicted model, not a curated record. Lineage: Eukaryota; Fungi; Ascomycota; Dothideomycetes; Mycosphaerellales; Dissoconiaceae. The transcript has a single exon.